Molecule: messenger RNA, 327 nt
Organism: Brugia malayi
Lineage: Eukaryota; Metazoa; Nematoda; Chromadorea; Rhabditida; Onchocercidae
Exons: 1
Coding region: 1-327 (108 amino acids)
Source: RefSeq, a predicted model, not a curated record
AUGUUUAGAGAUAGGCACUGUUUCGUGCACACGCAUAAUUUACAUGUUCAGCGAAGAGAACACUGUGGUGUAGGCGUGGCAGACGAGUAUGCUGUACUGGCUAUAUUUCUGGAAGCUAGGCAUAAAGAUGUGUUUCUGUGGACGAGGUAUGGGGAUUCAGGGUCUUCGUACUACACGUUGGCAUCACACCACGAUAGCGAACGGAAAGAUAAAGACGGCGGAAACCGUCUGCUGAUGUUGUGCAUGUAUAAACACGUACGCACGCACGCAUACUUAUGUGCAUUAGGCAGAAUGUUGUGGUGUGUCGCGUCCAUAUUGCAUGCAUGA